Messenger RNA from Paramisgurnus dabryanus, 2276 nucleotides. RefSeq names its product occludin b (gene oclnb). Gene Ontology annotation, biological process: bicellular tight junction assembly. Gene Ontology annotation, cellular component: apical plasma membrane; cytoplasmic vesicle; bicellular tight junction. NCBI's taxonomy places the organism in Eukaryota, Metazoa, Chordata, Actinopteri, Cypriniformes, Cobitidae. The record is from RefSeq and is a predicted model, not a curated record.
GGCGUUUCCUGAGGUCAGUAAAUACUCCAUCUUCAGAGAAAUAAGACUUGUUUACCAGCCUUAACUGCUGUCGGACGGAAAGGAGGUAACUCUGUGAAGUUGUUUGUCCAAGGGCCUUGAAGACAACAUUAUGCCUAAACGAUCGAGUCGCCCUCCGCCAUAUGGCGGCAGACACCACAAAAGAACUUCCAACCGUGCAGCGUCUUACCAUCCUGAUGAAAUGCUUCACUUUUAUCGCUGGACUUCACCCCCUGGUGUCAUGAAGAUUAUGUGCAUCAUCAUCAUCAUAAUGUGUGUGGCGGUGUUCGCCUGUGUUGCCUCCACACUGGCAUGGGACUACGACGCAAGUGCAAUGGGUUUCGGAGGAAUGGGUGGAAUGGGUGGAAUGGGUGGAAUGGGUAGCUACCAAGGCGGUGCUGGUGGAAGCUAUAGUGGAUAUGGUGGUGGAGGAAGUUACAGCGGAGGUCUUGGGGGCUACGGCGGCUAUGGCGGUGGCUAUGGCGGCGGCUAUGGAGGCACAUACAUGGAUCCAAAAUCAGGCAAAGGCUUUAUCAUUGCAAUUGCGGCAAUCACCUUUAUUGCCGUUCUCAUCAUCUUUGUCUUGGCGGUGUCGAGACAAAAUGCUGCCAAGUCUCCUUCGUUCUACCUGGCUUCCAUCAUUAUUUGUGCCAUCCUUGCUCUGCUCAUGCUGAUAGCCACCAUUGUGUACUUGGUCGCCAUCAACCCCAUGGCUCAGACGUCUGGAUCCAUGAUGUACAGUCAGGUCUUGCAAAUGUGUGCGCAAUUCCAGAACCAAGAACAAGCCUCUGGCAUCUUUCUCAAUCAGUACUUAUACCACUACUGUGUAGUGGAGCCCGAAGAGGCCAUCGCAGUCGUCAUUGGGUUCCUGGUGGUGGUCGCACUGAUCAUCCUUCUGGUGUUUGCAGUCAAAACACGAGGGCAGAUGAGGAGUUACGGCAGGGACCGCAUUCUGUGGUAUGAUGUUAAGACGAUUACCGAUGGACUCACGUCUCAAGGCAUUGGUGAAUGGGUUAAUAAUGUGUCUGGAGAUCCAGAGACUUUUGUAAAUGACGGCAAUGAUCGCAUUGGCGUUUCACAGCCAAUAAUGCAAAGCCAGGACAUCCAUAAACCAAUUUAUCUUCCAAGCAGUUCUGACCUAACAAGCUCUUUGAGUGGACUGAAGGGCAAAAUGAGGGACUACGACACUGGCGAAUCUGGAGAUGAGCUGGACACAGACAAUGACAGUGAAUAUCCGCCUAUUAUUAAUGAGCAGGAGAGGCUGGAGUACAAGAAAGAAUUCGACAGGGACCACAUGGAGUACAAGCGUCUUCAGGCUGAGCUAGAUGAUAUUAAUCAGGGCCUGGCAGAUACAGAUAAAGAACUGGACUACUUACAGGAAGGCAGUCCACAGUUCAUGGAUGCCUUGGAGUUAUUUAACCGUCUCAAAAGCUUAAAAAAGUCUCCAGAGUAUCAGCUGAAAAGGAAAAGGUGUAAACAGCUAAAGGCAAAACUCUCCCUCAUCAAAAGAAGAGUCAGUGACUAUGACCGCAGACAGUAAAAAUGGACUGACAUUGAAAGCUCAACAGGACAUAUUCUGUAACACAAUGGUUUUGCCAGAGGUUUUAUUUGUAUUUCCGUAUCACUGUAUUAAUUCAAGGACUGUAUGGUUGUUGUUUUUAUAGACAGGUUUCUGCUUUUGAGCCAGAUUAACUUGAUCAACUUAUUGUGAUACCUUUUAAAGUAUUUUAUUUUCUAAUGCUGGAUUAUGUCCCUUCUUAAUUCUUGUAUCAUAUUUUUAGUCAAACUGACAAAAUCUUAAUAUUAACAGGACUGUGACUAAUAGGCCUUUAUUUGUGUCUGUUCUUUUUAAAUCUCUGAAUUGUUGAAAAGUUGUUUUUAUUUAAGUGUAGGGAUUUAUUAUUUUUCUGUCUCUGAGAAGUUACAUUCUAGUUUGUUAUAACGUUUUAUUAGAUUUUUUUAUUGGAUUUUAUUUUGUAGUUUAACUUGCUGCACAAAUUAUCAUCAGAAUAACAGUCUUUUAUCUAUGUUUUUUUGCUUGUUUGUUUAAAGCCCACACCAGAAGGAUGUCUAAUGAGGUUUAAAUUGAAGUUAUAUAAUGAAGAAAUCCCUGUUUAGUUUUUUAUGACAAAAAUCUAUAGAGAAUUCAGGGAUAAGCGAAUGUUGUUGGUGAUCAAUGAAGCUACUGUUGAAAUGUACAAUAUGUUUUUAUAUUUUUAAUUUUGUGUAUAUAAAAAUAAACUCAAACCAUUCCCAAA